UGUGUUUCAUGUGAGGAGCGCGGUAGUUUAGGUAAUGUAGUUCCUGGGUGCCUAUGCUCUCGCUAGAAAAGUGUUGCUGGCCUAACUGCAAAACACUACAUGUCCCAACCAAUCAACAAUAAAGCCAGGAAGUUGAUGUCAAGCCGGUUGCUCCAGGUCCGUGGUCCAAUUUACGACUAUAAUACAGAAUGGCAAAGGGGUACUUUAGAUGUAUUGAAUGCAGAAUCCUGCCAGAAGCCUGUGGACAAGUAUAUAGAAUAUGAUCCAGUGAUAAUUCUGAUUGAUGCCAUUUUAUGCAAAUCUCAAGCGUUCAGACACAUUCUCUUCAACACUGCAUUAAACAUUCACUGGAAGCUGUGUGUAUUUUGCCUUCUGUGUGAGGCCUACCUGAGGUGGUCACAACUUCAGGGAUCCGAACAGAGCAAUGACCCUGCAGACAUUAUUAGAUACACCAAGGAAUGGGAUUUCUAUUGCAUGUUUGGCCUGGCUGCUCUUGAACUGGGUGCGUUCACUGUCGGAGUGCUGUCCUUCCUGUGGCUGGUGCGGUGGUGGCUUGGCUUUGACUUUGAACUUCGCUUGUUGCUGAAAGCCCUCCUGCUGUCCAGCUAUGGCAAAGUUCUGCUCAUCCCAGCAGUCAUAUGGGAGCAUGACUACUCCCCACUCUGCUUCAGCUUCAUCAAGCUGUUUGUGCUUACGUCAAACUCUCAGGCCAUCAGAGUCAUUCUGAACUGCAGCAGAAGGCUCUCCCUCCUGGCUGUGUGUGUGGGUCUGCUAUUGGAGACAUGUGUAGCCCAGGCAUUACGGACGCUACCAUGGAGCAUACAGGACAUCCUGCCGUUCCAGUGACCUGUUUCAGGCUGGUUCAGAGGAACUCUGUUACAAUGGCACCUAUUAUACUCCAGAGAGCCAGAGCGUUUAGUGGUAACUGGCAGGAUUGUGUGGAGUGCAUAGUGUCAUGUAUUGAAAUACUGACGCCGGACGUGAAACAACUUCUCUGUUGGGAUUGGAUUAAAAUAAGGCUACGGGACAUUCCUGAGGAUAUUUGUAUACCUACUGUCUAAGAAAGGGAGGCAGCAAAUGGUGAACAUAUUCUUUAUUCCGUCCGGUGCCAAAAACCACAGGCUUUGCAUAAGCGAAAGGUUUUGAUUUGAAACAGAUGUGAUGAAUGUGUUACUGAGAGAAAACAUGGAUUGUACGUUUAGAGUGAGUAGCCCUAGAAAAUAUUUUUUCAAAUUGAAACUGUGAAAGAGAGUAAUACUUUCAUUGCAAUCCCCCAAAAAAGUUGAUGGUUUAGGAUGGGACGGUGUUUCUGUCAUCAUUUGACUCGCACAUAUUUCUCAGACACCACUGGCCCAAAUUUGACAAAAUCUACUUGAAUCAAGUGUCUUGCCGUAGAGAUCAGUGAUUGGCCAGAUGUUAGACCUAUAACAAGCGAUUGAAUAUCCGAGACAUCACCAGCACGGUUAUGACCGAACAUGGGUAAAUUACGCAUAUUGCCAUAGAGAUCCAGCAUGCGUUGUUCAUUAGGGAUGAUAUGUAUACUGUUGCAAGACUAGGAGAUGUGAAAUGAUAAACAUUUGACACAUCUGCUACCAGUGUGUAGUCAGUUAUGUAGUGCACACCCAGACAUGAGUUGACAUAUUUUAUGAUCAAUGCUGGCUGGCACACUAAUGUCCCACAGACAUUUGUAUUGUUUGCAGACAGUGCCUGAAGUAUGUUAUUGUUUUGAAAUAUAGAGCUUAAAGCUUGUUUGCAGACAGAGCUUGAAUUUGUCACUUGUUUUUCUAAUGACCUUUUCUUUUUUUUCAGAAAUACAGAUGUAUUUUAUUUUUCUCAUUCCUGUCAUAACUCUGUUUAAACGGAAUGCCAAGAUGUAUGGUGUGCUCACAUGCUGUAACAGGCCUUUACAUCGUUAAGUGAACUCUACCUUAUGUAGUUUGGUAUCCUUUAGGGUUAGUCAGGGGUCUGUCGUUCUGAAUGGUCCAGGAAACAAUGUAGUCAUUUGUUUUUAGACUGCUUGCCUUGCAAGCACCUUUGGAACAAGUGAAGAUUAGGAGAAUCAGUACCUUAUCAACAACCUGCAGACUGAAAUGCUAAAACAGAGAUAAUACCUCAGAUGUUAGAACACUGUACGCUAAUGUACACUAAUGUAUCUUUUUAAUCAGAGAUUGGUUUUCUAAAGAGCAGAUUAGGGCAAUAUGGCCGAUCCUCUAUGACCUUCUGUUUAAAACCAAUAAACAGAUCUCUAAUUUCUAUUGUACUGACACAGCCUGGUGACUUCAAACAAGGGGAAUGUAUUAUGAAAGGCCUCAGGUAGUAACGGCUAACUGUAGAUCCAUUAUUGGGAAAACACCCAGUAAAAUUGGCAUGUGCCUUCAAGCAAGGUUGAGGGGCGUGAUGGAAUAAAACUGGUUUUAACCAUUGUAAUAAGCCUUCCAAAUUAAGCAAAUAUAGCUGUGUUGGAAGUAGAAAAAAGACUGGAAGAGUACCAGUAAGCUUGUAAGUCUUUGUAACAUUAUUCACCCUGGUUUACCGUAGUAGUCGAUCAUGUGUCUGGAUAAUGAGAUUAUUAUAACAAGAAUCACAUUAGAGGUAUUACAAUGUUGAGACAGGAGCAUACAUGUACCAUAAAUGUAGGGAAAUAACGGUUGAGUCAUUGGGACAGUAAAAGAUAGAAUGAAGAUCUCAUAAGGAUUUUGCCACCCACUUCUAGAUAUUGAAAUCUGACUGAAGGAGAGCUUAUUGGUCUGUGUCAAAACCAUGCUGGGAGUUCUCAAUCAGCUAUUCUAAAAAUAAUUGAACAAGUUAACCACGGAGGUACUCUGCAAUCACAUAUGUUGGCACCAUUUAAAGUAGAGGUCAGAUGCUCUUCACACCACCUUCAAAUGAAUGAAUUCAUCGUUGUUUUCUUUCACAAAGUUUUUGAAUGAAACCCAUCUACAUUUUGCACAUAGCCAAUGUGCUUGUGAGGCUAGUUGUCUCAUCCCACUGGCAGAGUGACACAUACCUUGGAUUUGCCUUCAAUUCAGGAUUAUGCUAAUCUGCCAUAAUCUCUUAAACAGGUGCUCUGCCCAGCACAGAGGUGUGCAGUACAAGUUGUAUUCCUAAAGGGCACUUCAUAUUAGUCAAAAUACAGUACAUUCUCACUUGUUUGAAUACAUGUAGCACAUACUGUAUCGUUUGAGGGUGAAGAGGGGAUUAGUUCCAAUGUGCCUCGAUUUUAUCGGCCCUGCUGGGUUGGUUGGUAGCUAAUGAGGGUUGACGGUUGCUGUCUGUCUCAGGCAGGAUAGAGUUACAACGUAACAGUACCAAACAAAAACACUGCUAAAUUGUCUAAAACGUUGGAGACGUCUCACAGUGGAGAAAUUAACAUGCAUUUCUCUGGUAACAGCAGUGGACAUUCCAGCAGUCAGCAUGCCAAUUUCACACUUUCAAAAUGUGCAUCUGUGGCAUAGUACUUGUUUACAAACCGAACAUUUUAGUAAAGGGCUUGUCUUCCUAGCACACGGUGCUCCUGUGCAAUCAUCAUUUUAUUUAAUCAGCUUCUUGAUAUGUCAUACCUGUCAGGUAUAUAGAUUUCCACUGAAGAAACCUGUAACUGACAAUUUUCUGUUGUAUUUUUUUUAGUUAAUCAGUGUUGAUAAUGAUUUGUCUGUUGAGUUGAACAGGUUUUUAUCUUUGAAGAUAUCUACAGUACCAGUCUAACGUUUGGACAUGCUUACCCAUUCAAAUGAAUGACUAUGUAUGUACAGUCGUUUGACUGGUUCUGUUCAUCAUUAUUGAGCUAAUAUGACUAAAACCUUUUUUACUUAUUUCAUUUGUUAACCAUAUC
Molecule: messenger RNA, 3832 nt
Organism: Esox lucius (northern pike)
Lineage: Eukaryota; Metazoa; Chordata; Actinopteri; Esociformes; Esocidae
Gene: arv1
Product: ARV1 homolog, fatty acid homeostasis modulator
Exons: 5
Coding region: 100-846 (248 amino acids)
Biological process (GO): intracellular sterol transport; sterol metabolic process; sphingolipid metabolic process
Cellular component (GO): Golgi apparatus; cortical endoplasmic reticulum
Source: RefSeq, a predicted model, not a curated record